UGUGCAGCUAGGUUUAAAUACUUGUGUGAUUUCCUCCUUUUGAGGACUGUCGUCGUGUAGGCAGGAAGUCUAGAAAUCACAGCAAAUUAAGGAAUCUGUCGUCUUUUCUUUUUUAAAUUAUUUUUUAAUUAUAGAAAAGAAAAAUUACAGAAAAGAAAAAAGAGAUAGAGAAAAUUACACAAAUGUAACACAUAACAUCUCACAUAUGUCUUACGCAUCAACCUACAUUUCAUCUCUCUGUUAUAUCAGCCCCCUAUCCUAUCUACUCAUUUCGAUUUAUUCUGUUGAAAGUCUAGAAAUCACAGCAAAUUAAGGAAUCUGUCUUUUGUGCACACCGCAUCCAUUAUUCAGAGAACUUGAGUUUUGUAAAAUGACAAGUUGCUAGCCCUCAUGAUAGAGCAAAGCUUUAAGUUACUCUAUCUAUCUAUCUAUCUAUCUAUCUAUCUAUCUAUCUAUCUAUCUAUCUAUCAAAUUUGUACUCCACCCCAAACUUUAAUCUCUGGGCAGUUAACAGCAACAUAAAACAAGUUAAAACGUACACAAAAAUCUUAAAACAAUGUAGGCCAUCUAAAAAUUAAAAACAGAUUAAAACUUAAAAAUUUUAAAAGCAGAAAAAGCUUGGCUUUUAAGUGCUUUUUAAAAAUUGUCACAGAUGGGGAGGAUCGUAUUUCAGUAGGGAUCGCAUUCCACAGUCUCGGGGCAGCAACCGAGAAGGCCCGUCUCUGUGCAGCCAUCAGACGAGUUGGCGGUAACUGGAGACUGACCUCUCCAGAUGACCUCAGUGGGCGGUGGGGGUCAUAAUGAAGAAGACGUUCUCUUAAAUACCCAGGGCCCAAGCCCUUUAGAGCUUUAUCGGUAGUAACCAGUACCUUGUAUUUUGUCCGGAAAUGUAUUGGCAGCCAGUGUAGCUCUAUCAGCAAAGGAGUGAUAUGGUCUCUCCGAGAUGACCCAGACACCAACCUGGCUACUGCAUUCUGUACCAACUGGAGUUUCCAGACAACAUACAAGGGCAGCCCCACAUAGAGCACACUGCAGCAGUCAAGUCUGGAGGUUACCAACAGAUGUACCACUCUUUUGAGGUCGUUCAUCUCAAGAAACGGAUGGAGCUGGUGUAUCAGCCAAAGAUGAUAGAAAGCACCCCUGGCCUCAACCUGGGAUACCAGGGAGAGGUGUGGAUCCAGAAGCUUAUUAAAGGACUACAGCAAAGAAAGACUCGCGACGCCCUGAUGUGCUCACCGUGACUCCUUGGCUUGCUCCGAUUGUCUGGGAAGGAACAUUUAACUCGGAAAUGUUGGACAGCACCUACAAACCUCUGAACCUCACCAUUGGAGUUACAGCCUUUGCCAUUGGAAAAUACACACAAUUUGUGAGGGCCUACCUGGAGUCAGCAGAAGAGUACUUCAUGAAGGGCUACCACGUGAACUAUUAUAUCUUCACCGACAAUCCUCAAGACAUCCCUGCCAUUCCUCUGCAGCCCGGACGAAACCUCAGUGUCAUCCGCAUGAAAAGAUACAACCACUGGCAAGAGAUCUCCAUGCGGCGGAUGGAAAUGAUCAACAGACACAUCGCCGAGCGAGCCCAUCGGGAGGUGGACUACCUCUACUGCUUGGACAUUGACAUGGUGUUCCAUAACCCCUGGGGCGCGGAAACCUUUGGGGAGAUGGUGGCAGCCAUCCACCCGGGUUACUACAUGGUUCCCCGGCAGAAGUUCCCGUACGAGAGGAGAGAGAUUUCUGCAGCCUACAUCUCAAGCGAAGAGGGAGACUUCUACUAUGGUGGGGCGGUCUUCGGAGGCCUGGUCAAGAACGUCUACGAGUUCACCUGGGCGUGCCACAUGGGCAUCUUGGCGGACAAAGCCAAUGGGAUCAUGGCCGCCUGGCAGGAAGAGAGCCACCUCAACAGACACUUCGUUUCCCAUAAGCCGUCCAAGCUCCUCUCGCCAGAGUACAUCUGGGAUGACGCCAAACCGAAGCCCCCUGAACUGAGGCUCAUACGCUUCUCCACCGUGUUGAAGGACUACAGCAAGAUCAGGACUUGACCGCAGCUGGCCCUGUCUGAGCCUGUGAAUGUCUGGCCAUGGGAAGGAGACCUUGGGAGUGAAUUUUUGGACCUUCACUUAUCGGCUUUGUUGCGGAAUCAGCUGCCAGGGCCUUCCGAAGGGUCUAAUGCUGACCCCUGCACAUAUGUGCCCGUAGCCUUUGUACAGUGGUAGUGGAAGAACUUUCUCCAGGCCCAACCAGGUAGAAGCCCUGAAAAACUAGCCAGCUGAAAUUAGGUGAAUGCACUUCUUUUUACACUGGAAUUUGCUGGGGGGAAGGUUUACAUAAUUUAAUUUUUUAGAAGAAAUUCUGAAUAUAACCAGCAGAUUUUAAUUGAUGAUCUGAACAGAUUUUUAACACUCAGUAUUUAUCAGAUCAGUAAUUAUUUUUUUUAAGUCAUGCCCAAGAGAAGCAGAAGGUCUUCCUGAGAUUCAAAUUUACUAUGAUUCAAAUGAAUCACAUAUGGUAAUUAUCCACUGAAAUGAAAAAUGUUUGAAGUUGACAUCCUACAAAGGUCAAAAACGGUUCUUUUGUUUCCCUUUCACAAGCACAUUAAUCAAAAGUUCUAUUACACAUAUUUAAUUUCUUGGACUUUCCUAUUAGGGUAAUCUCUGCGAAAUGACUUGACCCGGUCAACAACAGGCCUCAGCUACUAGUAAAAAAUAAAUAAGUUGGUUUCCUGUCCCAAAA
Messenger RNA from Hemicordylus capensis (graceful crag lizard), 2729 nucleotides. RefSeq names its product globoside alpha-1,3-N-acetylgalactosaminyltransferase 1 (FORS blood group) (gene GBGT1). The record is from RefSeq and is a predicted model, not a curated record. Lineage: Eukaryota; Metazoa; Chordata; Lepidosauria; Squamata; Cordylidae. Gene Ontology annotation, cellular component: vesicle; Golgi apparatus; membrane. The transcript is spliced from 3 exons. Gene Ontology annotation, biological process: carbohydrate metabolic process. Gene Ontology annotation, molecular function: globoside alpha-N-acetylgalactosaminyltransferase activity. The coding region runs from base 1289 to 2038 and encodes 249 amino acids.